AUGUCUUUCAGCAUCCGCAACACCAUUGCCCUGGGCGCCUUGUCCGCUCUCGCCGCAGCACAAACCACGCCGCCCAAGCUGGACGCAGCCUGUGCCGAUGUAGUCAUCUUCAUGGCUCGCGGCAACGACGCUCCUUACCGUGACGGACGCACCUUUCCGUUUGUCGAGGCAACCUGUGGCAAGUUGAUUGCCGAGGGCAAGACGUGCGACCACAUUGAUAUUCAGUUCGAUGUUACCCUCGGUGGAGACUACUGCGCUCAGGUGGCAGAGGGAGCCCGCAAUGGUAUCUCUCAGAUUACCGCCUUCAACCAAAAGUGCCCUUGUACACACAUAGUGGUUAAUGGCUACUCUCAGGGAGCCCAUGUUGCUGGUGAUGUCUUGGGUGGACCAGGUGGAUGCUCCUUUGUGAGCAACGGUCUUGACAGCACCUCUCCUGCUGGCAAAGCCAUUGCUGCGGCUCUGCUGUGGGGAGAUGUCAUGCACACCGCGAACCAACCUUACAAUGUGCUUGACGGUGCCAGCAAGCAAAAGAACCCACGCGCGUCUGGAGACCUUGCCCGCUUGAACCGCUAUGCGCCUGUCCUCCGCGCCUACUGCGCAGCUGGAGACCCAGUUUGCGCUGGGGGUGAAAUCGUAGCCGAUCACCUGAACUACUUUGAGCUCUACACUGACGAGGCUUCGUCCUGGGUCGUGUCCAAGAUCAAUGGC
Molecule: messenger RNA, 708 nt
Organism: Bipolaris maydis ATCC 48331
Lineage: Eukaryota; Fungi; Ascomycota; Dothideomycetes; Pleosporales; Pleosporaceae
Product: carbohydrate esterase family 5 protein
Molecular function (GO): hydrolase activity
Source: RefSeq, a predicted model, not a curated record